AUGACAGCCACACUGAGACAAACAACGCGUGAACCAACAAUAUUUGAUUUAUCCAGUCGAGAGAAUGGUAUAAUUCACCAGAUGAAAGGGGAUUAUGAAACUGCACUGAAACUCCACAAGACCCACCUCUCCAUUGCUCAGGAGCUCAAUGAUUAUGCUGCGCAGGGAAGAGCCUAUGGGAAUAUGGGCAAUGCCUAUAAUGCUCUGGGAAUGUAUGACCAAGCAGUGAAGUACCACCGCCAAGAACUACAGAUCUCCAUGGAAGUUAAUGACCGGGCAUCACAAGCAUCAACCCAUGGUAACCUUGCUGUUGCGUAUCAGGCUCUGGGUGCCCAUGAUAGGGCUUUGCAGCACUAUCAAAACCAUCUAAACAUAGCACGAGAGCUACGGGAUAUACAAAGUGAAGCCCGGGCACUUAGUAACCUCGGCAACUUCCACUGUUCAAGAGGAGAAUUUAUUCAGGCUGUUCCAUAUUAUGAACAAUAUCUACGCUUGUCACCUGACCUACAAGAUAUGGAGGGAGAAGGAAAAGUAUGUCAUAACCUUGGCUACGCCCAUUAUUGUCUGGGAAACUACCAAGAAGCUGUGAAAUAUUAUGAACAAGAUUUAGCUCUAGCCAAGGACUUGCACGAUAAACUUAGCCAGGCAAAGGCCUACUGUAACUUGGGCCUCGCAUUUAAAGCCCUUGGUAAUUAUGCUAAAGCAGAAGAAAGUCAGAAGUAUGUCCUAUCAUUAGCUCAGUCCCUGAACAACUCUCAAGCCAAAUUUAGAGCUUUAGGCAACCUUGGUGAUAUCUUCGUGUGCAAGAAAGAUGUGAAUGGUGCUGUUAAGUUUUAUGAACAGCAGCUGACUUUGGCUCAUCAGGUUAAAGACCGGAAGCUUGAAGCCAGUGCUUAUGCCGCUCUGGGUACUGCAUACAGACUAAUACAGAAAUAUGACAAAGCACUAGGAUAUCAUACACAAGAGCUUGAGGUCUAUCAAGAACUAAGUGACUUGCUGGGAGAGUGUAAAGCACAUGGUCACCUUGCAGCAGUCUACAUGGCACUAGGUAAAUAUACCAUGGCCUUCAAAUGUUACGAAGAGCAAUUGGAGUUGGGACAGAAACUAAAAAAUCCCAAUAUUGAGGCACAAGUUUAUGGCAAUAUGGGAAUCACCAAAAUGAACAUGAAUGUAAUGGAAGAUGCUAUUGGCUACUUUGAGCAGCAGCUCGCUACACUGCAGCAGUUGAGUGGCAAUGAUGCAGUUCUGGAUAGAGGACAUGCCUAUGGAAAUCUGGGAGACUGCUAUGAGGCAUUAGGAGAUUACGAGGAAGCUGUCAAAUAUCAUGACCAGUAUUUAUCAGUGGCUCAGAGUUUAAAUCGGAUGCAAGAGCAAUCCAGAGCCUAUCGGGGACUUGGAAAUGGGCAUCGGGCAAUGGGGAACCUUCAGCAAGCUCUUGUGUGCUUUGAAAAGAGAUUGGUAGUAGCCCAUGAACUUGGAGAAUCAUCCAACAAAGCCCAGGCUUAUGGGGAGCUUGGAAGCCUACAUAGCCAGCUAGGAAACUAUGAACAGGCAAUUUCUUGUCUUGAGCGCCAACUAAACAUUGCCCGUGAGAUGAAGAAUCGGAUUCUGGAGAGUGAUGCAGCCUGUGGUCUUGGUGGAGUUUACCAACAGAUGGCAGAAUAUGAAACUUCACUGCAGUACCAUCAGCUUGAUUUAGAGAUUGCAGAGGAAACCAAUAAUCCUACAUGUCAAGGUCGUGCCUAUGGUAACCUUGGAUUGACCUAUGAAUCUUUAGGAAAUUACGAACGAGCUGUAAUGUAUCAGGAGCAGCAUCUGAGUAUUGCUGCCCAGAUGAAUGACUUAGUGGCCAAAACUAUUGCAUACAGCAGCUUGGGGAGAACACACCAUGCCUUACAGAAUUAUUCGCAGGCCGUCAUGUAUUUACAGGAAGGACUUAGGCUGGCAGAGCAGCUUGGCCGCCGAGAGGAUGAGGCUAAAAUCAGACAUCGACUGGGCCUUUCGCUGUGGGUCAGCAGAAACCUCGAAGAGGCACAACACCAGCUUUAUAGAGCAUCUGCCUUAUUUGAAAACAUACGUCAUGAAGCACAGCAUAGCACUGAUUAUAAGCUUUCCUUGUUUGACCUUCAAACGUCAUCCUAUCAAGCUUUACAACGUGUAUUGGUUAGCCUGGGUCGUCACGACGAGGCAUUGGCAGUAGCAGAGAGGGGAAGAACAAGGGCAUUUGCUGACCUCUUAGUAGAAAGGCAAACCGGACAGCAAGAAUCUGAUCCAUUGACUCCUGUCACGAUUGAUCAGAUUUUGGAGGCUAUCAAUAAUCAACGUAGUCUGGUGCUGUACUAUUCACAAGCAGCUGGAUACCUCUACAGCUGGUUACUUGCACCAGGAGCAGGUAUGGAUACAUACUGA
Molecule: messenger RNA, 2409 nt
Organism: Rhincodon typus (whale shark)
Lineage: Eukaryota; Metazoa; Chordata; Chondrichthyes; Orectolobiformes; Rhincodontidae
Product: tetratricopeptide repeat protein 28
Exons: 6
Coding region: 1-2409 (802 amino acids)
Molecular function (GO): identical protein binding
Source: RefSeq, a predicted model, not a curated record